AUGGGCCCCUUCCGAGCGUGGCCCGCGGAAUGGGAUCCCUGGGUCAAGGCUGCGCUGGCGACAUCUCGCCAGCAACGUGCUUCGGCCAAGGCGGGCAAGCUCAAGUGGGAGCGAUCCAGCCGUGCUCGAGAGGCCGCAGCAAAAGCGGAUACCGACUGCUUUCCCGUGGAUGAGCGUGCUGAAGAGGAUCGCGGCGAUGCCAGGCGCGGUGCCACUGUGCCAGAGAACGCCCCGGCUGUUCUUGAUGCGUUGCCAGAUGCUGAGCCUGGCGCGGAGCUGCCCGGUCGAGCUGGACAUCGUCGCGGCGGGGCGCCUCAACUCUACGCGCGCAUGGAGGGCCGCGGCGCCGUCGGGGCGAGUUGGCCGAUCGACGCCCUGGGUUGCGUUCUCCCCGAGCUGCGCAAGAAGACCAGGGCCGUGGCCCUCGUCGGCAAGAGCGCCGUGGCAGCGGUGCCAGUGGCCGGCGCAGGGUUCGCGACGAUUGGGCCGGUCUUCCACGAGACCUCCCUCGGGGCGCCGGGGAAGACGGGCGCGGUCGACGACGCCGUCGCGAUAGACGGCCGCUGGCUGCGGGGGCCCCUCCUCGGGCUGAAGGCCGCCAGCCACCCCGACAGAACGCUCUUGAACUUCAGUAGCGAGCUGCGCCGCGAGGCGCUCGCAGCGAUGGCGGACGGCCCCGGGCCAGGUGGUGCGCGGGGGCCGCUGGACCACGACGACGUCGCUCACGAGGUGCGGAAAGGACACCUAGCUGCUUCGCGUGAUCAACCAGAUCUUUCCCUCGUGUUCAGCUUCGGAAGCGAGGUUCCCCAGAGUUUCAGGCGGGCGAUCCAGGGCGGAGUCGGGGGCCAGCGCGGCCAGCUUCUCAUGCCCGUGCUGCUGGAGUCAGGCGCGAAGCGCGAGGUGUCGAGGCCCCCCAGCACCCUGCUGGGCCAGGCCCACACGUUGCGCCCGAGGGCGCUCAUGGUCACUUUUUGGAUGGAGCGCAGGAAGUGGGAGUUAGAAAGAGCGGGGUCCCGCCCUGGCGGCGAGGCUCUGUACUCCCUGCUGCUGCUCCACCCCGGGGACGCGAUCCCGGCCCCCGACGAGGCCCUCGGCCUGCAGGCCAAGGAUCGGGGGACGCCGUGUGGCUGGACCGGCGGGGGCGGUCGGAGCGCCGCGGCAGCGAGCUGCGCGAGCGGGACGCCCGGGCAGGAUGUUCGCAGCCCCCUGUCAUAUCUCGCCAUUGCUAGCAGCAAGGCCGACGAGGACGCGCCGAACUGCGAGGUCGUCUGCGGCUCCUGGCAGAUGAGCCUGGUGGUGUCGCUCCCGGUCUUACCGUUGCAGGAGCUGGUUGCUUGCAGCGCCCACAUCCAGGCACCAAAGGCUUUCUCGCACUUGGCGCUGCGGCUGGUUGGCGCCGACUGA
Prorocentrum cordatum is the source of this 1404-nucleotide messenger RNA. Lineage: Eukaryota; Dinophyceae; Prorocentrales; Prorocentraceae. The record is from the annotation of a GenBank genome assembly.